AAGAAAGCUGUGGCUUAUGCCUCGAGACAAUUGAAGGUUCAUGAGAGGAACUAUCCUACUCAUGAUUUGGAGCUUGCCGCGGUUGUUUUUGCAUUAAAGAUCUGGAGGCAUUAUUUAUAUGGGUGCACGUUCACCGUGUUCAGCGACCAUAAAAGCUUGAAAUAUUUGUUUGAUCAGAAGGAGUUGAACAUGCGCCAGAGACGAUGGAUGGAGACUCUUAAGGAUUUUGAUUUCACACUGCAGUACCACCCUGGGAAGGCCAAUGUAGUGGCUGAUGCGUUGAGCAGAAGAAGUGUAUCGGUGUCUUCACUAAUUAUGGCUAGACAACAAGAGUUGUGGGAAGCUUUUAGAGAUCUGCACUUGAACGAUGACGUCUUAAUUCAGGAGAAGAGGAAUCUAUUAGUGCAAGGGAAGACGACUGAGUUCAAGAUUGGGGCAGAUAAUGUUUUGCGGUGUAAUGGUAGGAUUUGUGUACCAGAAAUUACAGAUAUGCGGAAAACGAUUUUAGAAGAGGCGCAUAAGAGUAAGCUGAGUAUUCAUCCUGGAGCAACAAAGAUGUAUCAGGAUCUGAGGCAGAAUUAUUGGUGGCCAGGAAUGAAGAAACAUGUGGCGGAAUAUGUAUCCACUUGUCUAACUUGUCAGAAAGCGAAGGUGGAACAUCAGCGACCUGCGGGAAUGUUGCAACCUUUAGAUAUACCUGAAUGGAAGUGGGACAUCAUUUCCAUGGAUUUUAUAACCGGAUUACCAAAGACAAGGAGGAAGAAUGAUUCCAUAUGGGUGAUAGUGGAUCGACUAACUAAAUCUGCUCACUUUUUGCCGGUAAGGACCACCUAUAAGGUAGAUCAGCUAACGGAGAUCUACAUUGCUGAAAUUGUGAGGUUACACGGGGUACCAUCGAGCAUUGUAUCAGACAGUGAUCCGAAGUUCACCUCGCAUUUUUGCGGAGCAUUGCACGAAGCGUUGGGAACGAAGCUACGUUUGAGUUUAGCUUACCAUCCACAGACGGACGGACAGACUGAAAGGACGAAUCAGUCCUUGGAAGAUCUGUUGAGAGCAUGUGUAUUAGAUGAUAGGGGAAGCUGGGAUGAUGUACUUCCGUUGAUUGAGUUCACUUACAACAAUAGUUUCCACGCAAGUAUUGGAAUGGCACCAUAUGAAGCUUUAUAUGGGCGCAAGUGUCAAACGCCCUUGUGCUGGUAUAAAGACGGCGAGAAUAUGAUUGUCGGACCAGAGAUGGUGCAACAGACCACAACUAAAGUAAGGAAGAUCAAGGAGAAAAUGAAGACUUCACAAGAUCGUCAGAAGAGUUACGUGGACAAGCGUCGCAGACUUUUGGAAUUCGAACAGGGUGACCAUGUUUUUUUGAGAAUUUCUGCACGAAUUGGGCCGGUUGCUUAUCGGAUUGCAUUACCUCCAAUACUGUCCAAUAUUCAUGACGUGUUUCAUGUGUCAAAGUUGAGGAAAUAUCUCACAGAUCCAUCUCACGUGAUCGAACCAGACGCAAUCCAGUUAAAGGAUAACCUGUCGUUCGAAGUACCACCCGUGAGAAUUGAUGACAGGAAGAUUAAGCGGUUGAGGACCAAAGAUGUUUCGUUGGUCAAGGCAAAGAAGUUAUUGUGUCCAAUGGGCAUGGAGUAUAGGAAGAUACAUGCAUGCCCUAAUGACUGUUUAUUGUAUAGAAAUGAGUUUGAAGAGUUGACUAAGUGUCCUAGGUGUGGACUAUCACGCUACAAAAUGAAGGAUGGUGAUUCCAUUUAUGAAGAAAGCUCAAAGAGACCUCAUGCGAAGGUGUUAUGGUAUCUUCCAAUAGUUCGAAGGUUCAAAUGUUUGUUUGCUAAUACAAAUGAUGCAAAGAAUGUAAGAUGGCAUGCCGAUGAGAGGAAACGUGAUGGACAACUUCGUCACCCAGCUGAUUCUUUGCAAUGGAAGAAGAUUGAUGAUUUGUACCCGGAGUUCGGAAGUGAGCCAAGGAACCUUAGGCUUGGACUUGCUACAAAUGGAAUGAAUCCAUAUGCAAACUUAAGUAGUAACCAUAGUUCAUGGCCUGUUCUACUAGUUAUCUACAACCUACCUCCUUGGAUUUGCAUGAAGCGUAAAUACAUCAUGUUAUCUAUGAUGAUUUCAGGUCCAAAACAAUCUGGAAAUGACAUAGAUGUUUAUCUAAGUCCAUUGAUUGAAGAUUUGAGAAUGCUUUGGGAAGGUGUUGAUGUGUUUGAUGGGUAUUCUCGUGAAUAUUUUAAUAUGCGUGCAAUGCUAUUUUGCACCAUCAAUGACUUUCCUGCAUAUGGAAACUUGUGUGGCUAUAGUGUUAAGGGAGACAAAGCAUGUCCUAUAUGUGAAGAAGGAACAUGCUACCAACAAUUGAAACAUGGAAGAAAAAUUAUUUAUGUUGGGCAUCGAAAAUUUCUCAAGUCUAAUCAUCCAUAUCGUAAGUUGAGAAAAGCGUUUAAUGGACACCAAGAGCAUGAAAUUGCUCAAAAAGCCUUAACUAGGGAGCAAGUUUAUCAACGGGUUAAGGAUAUAAAUGUUAUCUUUGGAAAUAAACAAAAACAGACAUCUGAGAAAAAUAUAUGGAAUAAGAAGUCUGUGUUCUUUGAUCUUCAUUAUUGGCCUAGUCUAGAUGUAAGAUAUUGUCUUGAUGUGAUGCAUGUAGAGAAAAAUGUGUGUGAUAGUGUAAUUGGAACACUUCUCAACAUUCAGGGGAAAACAAAGGAUGGCUUAAAUUCUCAUCUAGAUAUGGUUGAUAUGGAUAGCUCCACAAUCAACAGGUGGAUGUAUCCAUUCGAGCGUUACAUGAAGAUUUUAAAAGGAUAUGUGAAGAAUCCACACCGUCCAAAAGCAUCUAUUGUUGAAAGGUACAUAGCAGAAGAGGCUAUUGAGUUUUGUUCUGACUAUAUGUCAAAAGCAGAAGCCAUAGGAAUUCCUAGAUCUCGUCAUGAGGGAACAUGUGUGGGUAAUGGUAUACGAGGCUUAAAAUUUAAGAGCAUGGGACGAGAGGAAGUAAUUCAAGCACAUUUGUCUAUAUUGAAUAACACUAAUGAGGUUCAACCUUACCUUUCUACUCAUAAAAGCAUUGUGAAGGAAAAUUAUCCUAGAAUGAAUGAAAAAUGGUUGUUGAAUGAGCAUAACAAGACUUUCUUAAAGUGGUUUAAAGAAACCAUUUUAACCAACAAAACAACUUCUGAUACACUAAAAUGGCUAGCAAAUGGGUCUCACUUUGAUGUCAUAACUUAG
Molecule: messenger RNA, 3234 nt
Organism: Cicer arietinum (chickpea)
Lineage: Eukaryota; Viridiplantae; Streptophyta; Magnoliopsida; Fabales; Fabaceae
Source: RefSeq, a predicted model, not a curated record